GUUAAUGCAACCAAAUACUCUUGUGAUAUAAAUUACUCUGAUUCUUGUGAUAAAUAUUUUAGAAUUUUUGACGAUUUUUUUUUAUUAAAAAUUAUAUUUUAUUAAAUUUAAGACAACGAAAUGGCAUUAAGUUUGGCGAUGAAUUUAAGUGGUGUGGAAAGACAAUAUUUUUAUGAUGCUGGUGCAAAAGAUAUGUAUGAUGCUGGUGAAAAAUUAAUGAAAACUUUAACAUUGACAAAAUCACAAGAGAGUAAUAAUAAUAAUCCAACUGCAAUGGUUAAUUUACAUUGUAAAGAUAACACGACGACAAAUUCUUCAACAAGCAUGGCUGUUCCAAUCAUAAAUACGAAUAUGAAUAAGAAUAAUGUUGCAUUAAGUUCUCCACAUAGUGUAUCACCAUCGUCAACAUCUAGUGGAUUUAUUUCGGAGGAAUCCGAAGUUAUUGGACCAACAACACAAGCACCUAUUUUUAAUAUACGAGUUCCACCGCCAAAUUCAUUUGUCAGACAUCCAAUAACUGUUCAACAAUCUAUAGAAUAUUCACCGCCAGAAUAUGGAGGAAAUACAAAUACAAACAUAAUGACAAAUUACAAUAUAGCGACAUCUAUCGCACAAAAACAACAACAAAGUCGCUUCCCACCAAUUGGUACAAAACGAUCUGGUUCACCAAUACGUACAACAGUAACAUCAUCACAACAAUCGAAUAACAACAAUACAACAUCACCAAGUUCAACAAUCACUACACAACAAUGUACAUCACAUUCAAAUAAUGACAAACAACAAACAAAUGAACUGUUUGGUGCAAAUACAAUAUGGUCGUAUUCAACAAUCAAAUCGAUGGCAGCAACACAACCAAAAAAUCAAAUAAUUUAUGGUAAACGUGAUAUAUUAGAUUUAGCUGGUAAUAUAAAAGAUGUUAAAUGGCAAUUUUGUCCAGCACAAUUACCGAUUGGUAAUACUCGAAUGUUUUUUGAGAAUCGUUCACAGUAUCAUCGUUUAGCAACAUUCGAACAAAAUGAUGAUAAUUUCGAAGAAUGUUUAGUAUGUAAAUUUUUUCUUCCAACGUAUUGAUAACAACGGAGAAAUGUUUGUUUUUGCAAAUUUUUAA
Chrysoperla carnea is the source of this 1108-nucleotide messenger RNA. RefSeq lists its product as uncharacterized. The record is from RefSeq and is a predicted model, not a curated record. The transcript has 3 exons. Bases 121 to 1071 code for a protein of 316 amino acids. NCBI's taxonomy places the organism in Eukaryota, Metazoa, Arthropoda, Insecta, Neuroptera, Chrysopidae.